AUGAUAACUCCAUCGGAUUUCUACAACGUGAUGACGGCCAUGGUGCCGCUUUACGUGGCCAUGAUCCUGGCGUACGGCUCGGUGAAAUGGUGGAAAAUUUUCUCCCCCGACCAGUGCUCGGGCAUCAACCGCUUCGUCGCGCUCUUCGCGGUUCCGCUGCUGUCCUUCCAUUUCAUCUCCACCAACGAUCCCUACGCCAUGAACCUGCGGUUCAUCGCGGCCGACACGCUGCAGAAGCUGAUGGUGCUCGGAGUCCUCACGGUCUGGGCCCAAGUCAGCCGCCGCGGCUGCCUCGAGUGGACUAUAACUCUCUUCUCCCUCUCCACCCUCCCCAACACGCUCGUCAUGGGCAUCCCCCUCCUCAAGGGCAUGUACGGGGCCUCAUCCGGCGGUCUCAUGGUCCAGAUCGUUGUCCUCCAAUGCAUCAUCUGGUACACCCUCAUGCUCUUCAUGUUCGAGUACCGCGGCGCCAAGCUGCUCAUCGCCGAGCAGUUCCCGGACACCGCCGGCUCCAUCGCCUCCAUCGCCGUCGACUCCGAUGUCGUCUCGCUCGACGGGCGCCGGGACGCCCUCGAGACCGAGGCCGAGAUCGGGGACGACGGCAGGCUCCAUGUCACGGUGCGGCGGUCCAACGCCUCCCGGUCGGAUGUCUACUCCAGGAGGUCCCAGGGGUUCUCCACCACCACCCCUCGCCCUUCCAACCUCACCAACGCCGAGAUUUACUCGCUGCAGUCCUCCCGUAACCCGACGCCCCGGGGCUCCAGCUUCAACCACACCGACUUCUACUCCAUGGUCGGCAGGAGCUCCAACUUCGGCGCAUCGGAUGCUGGCUACGGCGCCGUGAUGCCGACCGCGGCGUCGAGGCCGUCCAACUAUGAGGAGGAGCACGGCACCGCCACGGCCGGCGCCAGGUCCCGCGGGUUCCACUACCCGGCGCCGAAUCCAACCGUGUUUUCGACGGCGGCGGCGUCAGGCGCUACGAGGGUGGUGGGCGGCAAGAUGGCCAACGGGCAAUCCCAUUUACUGAAAGCGGAGGACGGAGGUACCAAGGAUCUCCACAUGUUCGUGUGGAGCUCCAGCGCAUCCCCAGUCUCCGACGUGUUCGGAAAUAACCAGGAGUACGUCUUCCCGCCGGCGACGACGGAUCCUCCUGCCGUCAAACAAGUCCGAAUGGUGGUUUCCCCAGGCAAAGUGGAUGGGCGGAAGGAGCGGGAUGAUUACUUGGAGCGAGACGACUUCAGCUUCGGAAAUGGGGGGAUGAUGGAGAGAGACGGUGGGCACGAGGGAGGAGACGAUGACAAGAUGCAUGAGAGCAGCAAAGGAGGAGGGAGAAGCACGGCGUUGCCACCGGCCAGCGUCAUGACGAGACUGAUCCUAAUCAUGGUGUGGCGGAAGCUCAUUCGCAACCCCAACACCUACUCCAGCCUCAUCGGCCUCACCUGGUCCCUCGUUUCCUUCAAAUGGCAUGUCGAGAUGCCUGCCAUUAUAUCAAAGUCGAUCUCCAUACUGUCGGACGCAGGCCUUGGCAUGGCCAUGUUCAGCCUUGGUCUGUUCAUGGCGUUGCAGCCAAGGAUCAUAGCAUGUGGGAAUAAGGUUGCAGCUUUUGCCAUGGCCGUGAGAUUCCUUGCAGGCCCAGCUGUCAUGGCUGCCGCUUCCAUAGCCGUUGGUCUCCGUGGCGUCCUCCUGCACGUCGCCAUUGUACAGGCAGCACUCCCUCAAGGCAUUGUCCCCUUCGUCUUUGCAAAGGAGUACAAUCUGCAUCCUGAUAUCCUUAGCACUGCGGUUAUAUUUGGGAUGCUGAUCGCACUGCCCAUUACGCUGGUUUAUUACAUUCUACUGGGUCUCUGAUGUUAAGUAUAUCCCGAGAGACGAAGGGCGUCGAAAGACGGCAGCGUAGGCUGGGUUUCAGAGAGAAAGCAAGGAGAGGCGAUCUCCAAACUCGUGGAAAAGGGAACCGGAUCCGAUUCUGACCGACGUGGUUUACGGAAAGAGCUAGGUUGCUGUAAAAUGAUGUGCCUUUCAAUCUCAAGAGCUCUUCUUUCUUCUUUUGCCUUUGUGUGUGUGUCUCACCUUCAUCCGCUCGUUGUUUUAAAGAAUAUAAAUAAAUAAGAGAAUAUAAUGGUACAUGCA
Messenger RNA from Phoenix dactylifera (date palm), 2130 nucleotides. Its product is annotated as putative auxin efflux carrier component 1c. Gene Ontology annotation, molecular function: auxin efflux transmembrane transporter activity. The record is from RefSeq and is a predicted model, not a curated record. Gene Ontology annotation, cellular component: endoplasmic reticulum; plasma membrane. NCBI's taxonomy places the organism in Eukaryota, Viridiplantae, Streptophyta, Magnoliopsida, Arecales, Arecaceae. Gene Ontology annotation, biological process: auxin export across the plasma membrane; auxin polar transport.